This is a messenger RNA of Aspergillus heteromorphus CBS 117.55, 855 nucleotides long. RefSeq lists its product as uncharacterized. Lineage: Eukaryota; Fungi; Ascomycota; Eurotiomycetes; Eurotiales; Aspergillaceae. The transcript is spliced from 2 exons. The record is from RefSeq and is a predicted model, not a curated record. The coding region runs from base 79 to 855 and encodes 258 amino acids.
CUCUUCACGACUCAUCUCCCCCUCACAUAAUCACAAACAGCUCUUCCAUUUAAUUUGCUGCACCUUCAGACCAGAAUCAUGGUGAACCGCAAGCGCAAGGCCGUGGCUCUGCGUCUGGCCGAAACUCCCAGGCCCAAUCUGUCCGAAGCUGGAUCCGCCAGAGUUGCUGCCGCUGGAGCCAAACGCAAGGAGCAGGAAAGAGUCAUGGCAGAACAGUCCCACAUGUCGAUGGCCCGGUUCUGGGCAUCCAAGGCCGAAAGCCUCGGGUCUCCGUUCCAGUCUCCGAAAGCGUCCAGAGAGGCUCGAGAGGCUCGAGAGGCUGGAAGUAUUGCAAGCCAGUUGGAACCCGGCGCGACGCUCAAGCAGGCCCCUGCCUCUGCCUCGAAGUUGCCUUACUGCGAAGGUGUCGAUAGGUCCCUUAUGAUCCCGCACGACGCCAUCGCCAAAUUCCUCCGCGAGACCCAGCAUGACUGCCCCAAGGCUCAGGCGUGGCUCAAAGCCCACGAGAUGACCAAGAUGAUGAUGAAGGGUAAAUUGCCUGCGGGGAUUGAAGGCCGCGAGGAUCUCCGAAAGCAGCUCCUGUCCAACCUGCGCUUCCGGACCCUCGUUGCGUUGAAGUCGGCCAAUGCGUCCAAAGACGAGGUGCGAGAGGUGUUGUCGAAGUUCCCCCCCGCCGAAGAAAAGACCGACGAGCCCGACGACGACAAGGAAAAUCAAGAUGACCCCAGCUAUGAUGAACCCAGCGCUCAGUUCCAGAGGGUGGUGGCGGCUCACGAGAAGCUCCAGAAUGCCAUGGCUUGGUAUGAGGAGUGGCUGAAGAGUGGCUGCCACGCGAGUGAGCACCAGGAGGAAUAG